This is a messenger RNA of Symphalangus syndactylus (siamang), 12024 nucleotides long. It is a transcript of the gene DYNLRB1, whose product is annotated as dynein light chain roadblock-type 1. NCBI's taxonomy places the organism in Eukaryota, Metazoa, Chordata, Mammalia, Primates, Hylobatidae. The record is from RefSeq and is a predicted model, not a curated record. Gene Ontology annotation, biological process: microtubule-based movement. Gene Ontology annotation, cellular component: cytoplasmic dynein complex.
UUAAUGUUCUCAUUUAGGUUUAUCUCCCAGUGAUUUCUACUCAGCGUUUCCAGAAAUCAGGUCUGCAAAUGACUAGUCAGAACCUUGCUUAACAUGAGAUUCUAACACAACGAUGAAAUUUGCCUUGUCUUAUUCCACUAGUUUGUUCCUUUAACAACAAUUUUGUAUAUGUGUCAAAAGUCUCACUUGGGAGUAGUUUUUUUUUUUCUUUUAGAGAUUCUGCAGAUAUGCAGGGAAGUCCUUUGGUAACUGCAAUACACAAGAUCUUCCUAUUAGGCCUCUUGGUAAGAAGCAUUUGUUAAAAGUGCAAGCUUAGCCCUGCUUCUGGGGAUGUGAGCAAAAUUUUGGCUUGUGUUCUCCCUCUCAUUUUAGUCUGACUUGACUGUUGUUUUUCCUUUCUGGAGCAUGAAUCCAUACAUCAUUCCUGGAAGUGAUGCAAGACGCUUGCAUCUCUACGAAGUAGUUUUGUCAAUUUGAAUUCAGGGAAAAAGUUAGUUACAGCCUGCAAAUGACUUCAUUUGGAAGUUUGAUUGUUUUAGUUGCCUGGCAAAUACUACACUUUACAAACAAUGUUAACACUGUGAUUCCUUCAUUGUUUUAAGAAGUUAACCUAGCGUCGGGCAUGGUGGCUUGUACCUGUAAUCCUAGCACUCUGGGAGGCCGAGGCAGGAGGAUCCCUUUAACCCAGGAGUUCAAGACCAGCCUGGGCAACAUAGGGAGACCCUGUCUUUUUCGGGGGGUGGGGGGGGGGGCGGAUAAAUAAAUAAAAGGAAAAAAAACUUAGCCUAGAAUUAGAAUUAAUUUAAUUUAAUUCAUCUAAAGAUGUCACUGGUGAUUUUUAUAUGUUCCUCUAUAUAAUUGAUGCUUUAUAAUUUUAUCAUAAUCCAACAACUUCAGUUAUAUUUAAUUAUUGUUAAGGAGUUUAAGACUAGAAAGACUAGAGUGCUUUCUAGUCCAAGUAGAGGUCAGUGAAACAGCUUUUGACAUCAGAUUUUCAUUUGAGAGGGAGAGCUGUGGUACUGGCUAAAAACAAAGGAAGAUAACAUCCAGUAACCACAGGAAUAUAUUCUCUGUGAAUUAAAAGUCUUCAGAGUUAUCAUUUCUCUGACAUACGUUGGAGUAGUCAUUUCCAUUCUUUACAUUGUCAUGAACUGGAUUGAUAACCCUCAUCUGCAAUAUUCUUUUCACCCCUAAAAUUUUUAACAGGGUUUCCUUUUUUUCUCACGACUGUUUAAGUUUAGAUUGCUCCAUUAUUAACUGAUUAAUGCACUUCGAAGUUCUCUGGAAUUAAUUAUUUUAACUUGGCCUAGCUUCGACUGUCAAGAUGACUGUUAUAAAUCUGACUUCAUUGGCAGUGGAAUGAAGCCUGAGCCAGCUGAGUCCCUAUCAUAGCUGAACCCUGAGGACAGCCUCAUAGCUCAUGUAUCAGGGACUUUUGCCACAUUUCAGAGGCAUAGCAUGAACAAGUAAUAUUAAGCCAAGAAUAAGCAGCAGAACCCUGUUCCAUAUGGAAAAAAGAAAAACAAUUUUUUGUCCCUAAUGUUCUUCCUUUUUACAUCCUGGAACAACAAUAAAAACAUUUUUUUAAACUUGUCUAUCUGUACUCUAAGACACUGCCAUCAUAAAGCAGAGACUUACAUGAGUGAAAGGGUUGCCUCAUCAAGAAACUCAGUGUAAAUGGGGAGACUAGGCUCUCCCCAGCCCUAUGGUUUUUUUAUUUUAUGUACCCCAGGAAAUACUGCGUGGUUUCUAAAAGCCCUGGUCAUUAAAAGUAGGGACUCUGCCUUUUUGUUGGUAGGGGGAAAAAACGCUAUUGCUUUGUCUUACAGAGCGAAUGUCUGCCAACUACCCGUUCAUUAUAUAAGUCUGAACUUGGUAAUAUAUGGCUAAUGAAGAUUAAGCCCUCUAUAAAGACUUCCUAUUGAGGUGAAUUCUCAUACUGAAAUGUAGUUACCUACAAUAUUUACUAGAGAUUUAUGAAAUUAAAUUAAGAGAUAAUGUAAGAAAAUAGAUUUUUUUUGGUUCUAUAUAAUGCUUCAUGAUUCAUUUAGGGACCUAGAAAUAUUGUGUGAAAAUAUAUAAAUAUCACCCAAAAGGCUUUCUGCCCUAUAUUUUUAAAAUACAGAAUAGUUAUAUUUGAAGUAGCCCUGGCCCUAGUUCUAUAGGGCUUGGCUAUUUAAUAUUUUUAUGGAAGAAGUGUUUAGUUCUGGAAAAGGUAAAUGCUUGUAUAUAUUUUUGCAGCCUGGGAUCUCCCUACUCCAUUUUUUCCUUUAAUUUAAGUGGCCACAUGUAUAUGUCUUCCCUGCUGUGUUAGGAAAAUGGGGGCUGGAUAUCCCAAGAAUCAGAGGUUAUAUAAAAAUACUGCAAAUAGACCGCAGACAUAAAUAUCUACCAAAUGCUAUCUUAAAUUUUGGUCCAAACUGAACAUAUGGAAAUAGAUUUAUUGUAAGUAUUUACUUAGAGCUUUUUCUUAAAUCUGAACUAAAUUGCUUUUAGAAGUCUUUUUCUUUGUAAGCAUUGUAAAUGCUAAUAAAUCCUGUUAAUUUUUUUUUUUUUUUUUUUUUUUUUUUUUUACUGCAUGUUACAUUGAAAUAAAAACAAAGUAAAAUGAGCAAUUGCCUUAUUCUUCUGCUCUUUUGCAGGGGGUGGGGGUUGGGGAAAACAGCAUUCCACAGCCUGGUCAGGAGGGAGGGACCUCACUUGUUUCAUCAAAUGGAGUGGUUUAAAACUGAUCAACCAGCUCAUAAUAAUGAAUUCCUGUUCUGUCUUUUAUUAUCUUAUGUCAGAGUGCAGCAAAAUCUCAUUUCAUAAGACUUACAAUAACUAUUUAAAAUUCAGGUAUUGUACUCAGGAGGCUGAGGUGGGAGGAUCCCAGGAGUUCAAAUCCAGCCUGGGCAACAUAGCGAGACCCUGUCUCUUAAAAAAAAAAAAAGACACAUUCAGGUACUGAUUUUUCAUCAAGAGAUUGACAUACCAGUGAUCAGAAAUUUUAGUGAAACUUGACUCAACUAUACCCAAAGUUCUCAUCCUAAAAGAACUAUUUCAGUCAAGCCCACUCUACCACUUUUUACUUAUCUGGUUUAAUAAUCCGAAAUGUUAUCAGGGUUGACUCACGGAAUUAAAUUUUUCCUCUAUUUUUAUAUCCUUCCCUGUUGUGGCUGUAACUUACCUUUCUAAACUCCUUUAGAGUUAACAACUUCUAUUUAGUAUUGUUGAUAUCUCCAGUCCCCCUGCUUUUUUUUUCUUUUAGUUCUUUACUUUGUAUAAUUUGCUUUCAUUAACUAAAAACAGGGAAUUGGCAGCACUGGGUUGUAUAUUACUGUAUUAAGAGUACCUUUGUUUUCUUGAUCUGUUACUUUUAAUACUCAGGUAAUGCUACAAAUAUUACAGGGAGUCAAAUGCUUUUAUAAAGUUCCUUCAGUAGUUGCCUCACUUGCGUUUUCCUACAAGAUGUAAGACUGUUUAUAAUUAAACUUUUUUGGUCCUUCAUUUGCAUGCUUUUCUGUCAGUCUUGGGUAAGGAGGGGUCUCUUUCCUCUCUCUCCGGCCCCACCUUCUGAGAAGACUUAUAUGUGACCAGGUCACAUAGAUUUCUGCUUCUCUGCUUUUUUAAGUGGCAAGUUACAGCCCAUCUGGAUUGUAGUAUCAUUCCCAGACCAAAUCGAGGGUUGGGCUGCUUAUUCUCGCAGCCCAAUAAUGAGGUGCAGAUGAACGAGAAAGGAGGGAGUUUAUUUCUGUAACCAGGUAUGGGGAGAAAGCCUGGAAAUGAUCCCAAGACCAACUCAAAACUACAAAGUUUUCCAGAGCUUAUUUACAUUAUAAGCUAUAUGUCUACAUGUGAGUGUACAUUCAUCUAAAGACAUAAGUGAUUCACUUUUUUAAAUCUGUAAAUAAGAUCUGAGUCCCGAAGACGUUCCUCUGGAGCCUCAGUAAAUUUACUUAAUCUAAAUGGGUCCAGGUGCUGGGGUGAUUACCCUUAUCUUGUUUCCUGCUAAAUCAUGGAGGUUUGGGGACUUCCUUCAGACCCCCCAGUAAACUUGUUUGUGGAGGCCUUCAGACCCCCAAUAAAACUUGUUUAAUCCUAAAUGGGUCCUGUUAAGAAUUCCUUUGUUAUCUUGUCAUGCUUCAAGGCCCAGAAAAGUCCUGGGCAAAACCUUUGGUGGGGUUUUGUUACAUUCCAGCCUUUGUAUAAGGGCCCUGACUCUUUCAGCUUUUAAUAUUUAACUUAACCACUCAGUUAGUGCUGAAACAGUUGUUAUGGAGGCCUGUGUUAUUGAGAUCUGGCCCGCCACAGUACGGGUAGAAAAAACUAGAAAGAGCUGCUGCAGAUGAGACUGGAUUUGGUGCCCAUGUUGAAGAUGAAGAUAUCUGCAGGGUCCAUCAACCAACAUAAAGGCCUCCAUAUGAAUUGCUUUUCUGAGACAACUAAAAGACCGGGACCACAGGCAUGAGUGCUGAGUAGAGAAUCACCAACUAGCUAGCUGUCAAGACUGUUACCAAGACUGUUCUCAACAAGCUGACUUGGUUACCAGCUUCAGUAGACCUUUUUCUUAUUAGGAAACUCAGGUGAUUAUGCUCUCGUUUAAAACAGAACCAGUGGAGAGAGACUAAGGGAAGAGGAAUUUUUUAAUACGGCUGAUCUAACAUGGACUAGAGGACAAAAACUGCAGGCCCCUCGCAGGUCCUGAGUAGUUAGUAGACCCUAUCCUGUUUAUUCUGUCCGAUGGAAGCUGCUAGAAUGCUCUAGUUUCACUGUGGCUUAGAAUAAGGGGAAAAAUAUGCCCCUCUAAGUAAGGGUCAAUGGUCAGUAAUUGUUCUUACUGGCCAUUGGCUCUCAUCCAAAACCCUACGAAGCAUCAAACUGGGACUCCGCUGUGACUGACUGGCUGUUCUCUGGACUUUUUAAGUGUCUGUCUCAUGUUAUGUAACUCCAGUACGAGAGCUGCUGUCUCUCUCAGCCCAUUUCAGUUGUCAAUUCUUCCAUGUUCAUAGGACUCCUUUGUGAUCAGGAUAUCUGGAGUGAGGAGCCAGGGGAAUCUUCCUGGUUGGCAAGGAAAAGAGGGCCUUAAACAUAAAUCCCAGGACACUGUUGAUCCCUUAUGCACAGGGGUCUGUUAAUAAGCAAAGAGUGGCUAUGGACAAGACGAUUUCCUCAAAGCACCCCACAGGGAAGGACCUUGAGAAUUUGUAGUCAUACUUGAAAGAUCACUAAAAACAGCCCUCCUGUUAUUUUUCUUCUAAUUCAGACCUGUUCUUCUAUUUGUCUUCCAUAUCAUAGCAACCAGUACCACACCCAUAUUCACUUAAUACCAAAACUGUCAACAUUUAUCACUAUGGCAGGAUAUGGUAGAUAUGCUAUGUGCAGUGUCAGUCUUCCUGUUAUUGGGAAUGAUUAUCUCUGUUUUACAAGAAAAUAGAGGCUCAAAAUGAUUGAAUCAUGUCCACAACUAUUAAGUAGAAAGAGUACAGGUUGGAAUCCAGGAUGGUUUGACUCUGAAGCAUGCAUACUUUACCAUUUUUGUUGUACUGCUACUUACCACAAUGCUGGGAGUCUAAUGUGACCAAUUUUGCCAUUCCAUUUAAUUAGUCUCCAAAUCCUAUCUAUCCCCAAAACUUUUUAUUUAUUUAUUUAUUUUGAGAUGGAGUCUCGCUCUGUCGCCCAGGCUGGAGUGCAGUGGCACGAUCUCGGCUCACUGCAACCUCUGCCUCCUGGGUUCAAGUAAUUCUGCCUCAGCCUCCCUAGUAGCUGGUAUUACAGGCGCCUACCACCAAUGCCCGGCUAAUUUUUGUAUUUUUAGUAGAGACGGGGUUUCACCAUGUUGGCCAGGCUGGUCUCGAACUCCUGACCUCAGGUGAUCUGCCCGCCUUGGCCUCCCAAGUGUUUGGCUUACAGGCAUGAGCCACCACGCCUGGCCCCAAAACUUUUUAAAAUCCCUUCUCUCAGAGCUGACAACAUUGCCACAGCCUACAUGCUUCCUCCCUAAUCUGGCUGACCAUAACAGCAUCCUGUCUUCAUUUUUCCAUCCUCCUUGCUCCAGUAUAUCUUCUGUGCUACCUCAGGAUUAUCUGUGGAAGACCUGUCUCAUGCCUGCUCUACCUAAAAUUUUACAGUGGUUUCUCCAUUACCGCAGAAUAAAACUUUUUCUUUCUUUCUUUUGAGAUGGAGUCUCGUUCUGUCGCCCAGGCUGGAGUGCAGUGGCGUGAUCUCGGCUCACUGCAACCUCCGCCUCCUGGGUUCACGCGGUUCUCCUGCCUCAGCCUCCCGAGUAGCUGGGAUUACAGGCGCACACCACCACGCCCGGCUAAUUUUUUGUGUAUUUUUAGUAGAGACGGGGUUUCACUAUGUUGGCCAGACUGGUCUCGAACUCCUGACCUCAUGAUCCACCCGCCUUGGCCUCCCAAAGUGCUGAGAUUACAGGUGUGAGCCACCGCGCCGGGCCAAAACUCUUAAAAGUUUGUAAGCCUGCCACUCCAGGACAUUCUUGGUCCUAUUCCAGCUCCUCCUUCAUUCUUAUUUUGGUUCCUGUCACGUGAACUAUUGGCCAUUCUCUUUUUUGCCUCUGGGAUUGUAAUCUUUUAAAAUCCUUUCACUCCUCUCAGUCUGGUUCUCCAUGGGCAAGACAGUGGUGAUUCUUGCAGUGCUUAUCUUCCAGGAUGUUUUAGGGUCCAGUCUCUGCAGCACUUCUUCCCCUUGCUAAAUGUUUUCCUAAUGUUUCCAGCAUUCAAUAGAAAUUCCUUUGGACCCAGUCCUUUUAAAAAUUUAUUUUGAAAUAAUUUUACAUUUACAGAGCUGUUGCAAAAAUGGUUGAGUUCCUGCACAGUCUUCACCCAGCUUUCUCCAAUAUUAUGAUCCCACAUAACCAUGCUAGAAUUACCAAAACUAAUAAAUUAACACUGGUAAAACUAAAACUACAGUCCUUACUCAGAAUUCACCAAUUUUCCCACCAAUGUUAUUUUUCUUUCUCCUUACUCCUCUAAUCUGUAACAGUUCCGCAUUCAUUCCUUGCUUUCAUGACUUUGAGAUUUUGGGGGGAGUACAGGUAUCUUGUAGAACAUCUCUCACAUUGGAUUUAGUGAAGUUUUCUCAUGGUUUAAGGCUGGGAGUUUUUGUGGAAAAUGACUCGGAGGUGAUGUGCCCUUAACGCAUUUUUAUCGGGGCACGCGGCAUCAAUAUCUCCCCUUUCCAGUAAUAUUAACUUUGAUCUGGUUAAGGUGGUGUCUGCUAGGUUUCUUCGCAGUAAAGUCAAUCCUCUUAACAUGCAGACACCCCUGGAAGGAGAACCAAAUCCUUCCUCACUGAAGAGCAGCUACUGUGGAAUGAAACUUUGGAGUUAGAUCAUCGUUGAAUCCAGCAAGCUACAGUGCCUGGGAGAAACAGCAUUUAUAAAGUAUCCAGGUUACUGAUACUUCCCUGAAGCUACCGGAGACAACGUAUGUGCGUGUUCAGCACAGUAAUGUGGCACAGGGUUCACUAAGCGGCAGCAUGUUUUAACAGAAGUUAUUUCCUACUAGAGGACCCAGAAACGUUUGCGGCCUGCGGGAACAGGACAACAUAGGGCUCUGGGAAGAAGAGUCCCCCUUUUAGAGGUGAGAACAAGAUAGAACACACAAAUGUGAAGUGGCUUCUGCUAGGUAACGCGAGGCGGGGCUGAGCUCGGAUUCUAAAGACACCCAGGCCAGCCCUAACCAAUUCAUCUCCGAGCUUGCACGGCAUCUUACCCGGAGACUCCAGAGGUACCUGACUCCAGCCCCACCCCAGGCCUGCCCGAUCCCGAAGCGCAUUUUGGCCCUGGGCCUCUCUCUGCCUCAGUCUGGGCGCAAAGGGGGUCUCAGCAACCGUCCCACUUGCCUUCAUACCCUCCCACCACGCUCCACCCAGGGACUCCAGAACCAGCUUAGACCUCCAUUGAGAGCUGAAAGCCUCUUCCGAUACCGAGAACCAGCACUGAAAGCCUCUUCAGAUACCGAGAACCAGCAUGGUUUUUGUUUUCUUUUGUUUUAGGGUCUCUUGCUCUGUCGUCCAGGCUGGAGUCAGUGGCGCAAUCUCGGCUCACUGCAGCCUCGAACUUCUGGUCAGGCGAUCCCCCCACCUCAACCUCUGGAGUAGCUGGAACUACAGGAGCGCGCCACCACGCCCGACUAGUUUUGUUUAUUUAGUAGAGAAGGGGGUCUCUCCAUAUUGCCCAGGCUGGUCUCGAACUCUUGGGCUCAAGCAAUCCUUCCGACUCGGCCUCCCAAAGUGCUGGAAUUACAGGCGUAAGCCACCGCGUCCAGCCAGAACCAGCAUCUUUUCUGCACGGCUGGAGUUGGUAAUUUUCCACAGCUUAGCGCACUGCUCCUUAGCUUUUCGCUUUGCCACAGUGGAAAGCAGAUUUUCCAAGAAUCCUGGCGGAGCCAAGAUCGGCUCGCCCGCCCCCGCCUCACGCUGGCUCCUGAUAGGCAGCUAGAGCUGUCCGUUUUGACAGAAACCUGUGCGCAGGCGCAGAAAAGCACAAGACUGGGCUAAGUGUUCGCUACGCGGGGCUACCGGAUCGGUCGGAAAUGGCAGAGGUAGAGGAGACACUGAAGCGACUGCAGAGCCAGAAGGGAGUGCAGGGAAUCAUCGUCGUGAACACAGAAGGCAUUCCCAUCAAGAGCACCAUGGACAACCCCACCACCACCCAGUAUGCCAGCCUCAUGCACAGCUUCAUCCUGAAGGCACGGAGCACCGUGCGUGACAUCGACCCCCAGAACGAUCUCACCUUCCUUCGAAUUCGCUCCAAGAAAAAUGAAAUUAUGGUUGCACCAGGUAAGGGGUCUUCUACCUCCCCAUGUAGGAACAGACCUCAUGGCACAUUCUCUGUGGCUCAUCAGGAGUCCUGGCACAGUGGUGUCUCCAGAGAAUCCAAGCAGGGCCCGAGGAGUUGAAGGAAUUGGGUUGUUGCCUCACUGCCUAGCCAGCCUCCAGCUGGUGUCCCAUAGCAGAUCCUCCCAGGGACCGGCCCCAGAGGGGAACCCCAGUCUCCUGGGAUAGACAGACACGUGAGCAUCAUGCGUGUCUCCCCUGCCUUGAUAGGAGAAAACUCAAAGGCAUUUGGGACAUAGAGGAGGGUGUGGCCAGGCCUGUCUGGGGCUGUCUGCAAAGGCUUCCCAGAAGAGGGGACACUGGAGCUGAAUCUUAAGGGCACCAGGAAGCAGUGUGAGCAAGGCGGAGGGGUGGAAAGCCACGUUUGGAAGAAUGUUCAGUGAUUCGGCUCCAAAAUGUAAAGCAAAAGUACUGUAUCAUUUUAUCCUUGAAAACAUGUUCUCUGCCCACUUGUAAAGGCCAGGCCUGUCUUUAGGCCCCUUGCAGCCAGCUUUUCCUCCUGCACGGGAGCAGAUUGCUGUGUUUCCUUUACGCGAGGUGCUUGCCUUGCAUUUGGAGGCUGUGUGAUGCAACCAAAGCCUGUGUUUAGUCCUUAGGAUCAUUCUCAGGGUGAGGAGAUGCUCAUUCUGGGAGGAGCCCACAGGGAUGGGAGCACAGGAGCGAGCAACAGAGCCACAUCUCCUGCCCAGCCCCCUCACUCUCACUCAUGGACUGGGGUGGCAGACAGAGCCUCCAGGGCCAUCUUUGCAUUAUUACUUUUUUCUCACUCUGCUUUUUCUUGGCUGAGCCACAUAGUUGAGUGUGCGUGCGUCAUGUGUGCGCAUGAUGGUGCACUUCCGCUGCAGUGCCGCUUAUCUAGGGCAUCAGGAUGUGAGUGGGGAGGAGUGGGAGGUGAGACUUUGGUCCGGUUUAGAAGGGGCCACAAACACCUAACUCAGUUGCAUGGACUUGAUCUUGCAAGCAGAGGUUUUUAGGUCAGGAGGUGAUAGGAUUAUGAUUAGGACUUGGAUAAAGGAAGGCAGUGGGGGGUCUGGGGACACUGAAUGCUCUGGACUGGCAACACAGAGGGCAAGGAGGCUGGCCACAGAGUUCUGAGGUAAUUUGAUGGGGGGUCAGCUGCUCCCUGCAGCAGACCAGCAUAGGUUCUGUCACCAGGCCUGGAAGGAUGGGCAGGAAAGAACUAUGGAGCCAGUCACAGCAGCCCACAGUCUCCCUGGGACACUCCCUAGAGGGGUGGGGACAGAGCAGUUCAGUCACAGAGAAGAACAGAAGAAUAACUCCAGAGUCUUUUAGUCCGAAAUCACGCUUCCGUGUGUAAUGCCUGAUCCACUGGGGAGAGAAGACUGCAGGAGGCACAGAAUCUGUUUUCCCAGCUUUGCCUCCCACAAGCAUGACCCUGGGCAAGUCACAGAAUACCUGCAAAUCCACAUCUAUAAAAUGUCGAGUAGGGGACUGUGCUGUGCUGAUGUCCUGAGCCACCCUUCCUGGUUGAGUGUGUUGACCUGGGUUGGGGGAAAAACCCUUGGAAUCAGAUUUAAACUGCACUUCCACCCAGGACGUCAUGUUGUGUGGCUGCAGAGGACAAGGCUUCACUCCCCUAAAAGUCAGGCCGGGAUGGGGCGCAGUGGCUCACGCCUGUAAUCCCAUCACUUUGGGAGGCCAAGACUGGCAGAUCACAAGGUCAGGAGUUCGAGACCAGCCUGACCAACAUGGUGAACCCCGUCUCUACUAAAAAUACAAAAAUUAGCUGGGUGUGGUGGCGCACACCUGUAAUCCCAGCUACUUGGGACGCUGAGGCAGGAGAAUCGCCUGAACCCGGGAGGUGGAGCUUGCAGUGAACUGAGAUCGCGCCACUGCACUCCAGCCUGGGAGACAGAGUGAGACUCCGUCUCAAAAAAAAAAAAAAGUUGGGCCGGGAACAAUCCCUCUACUCACCCUGUGCACAGCAGACCUUGUGCUCCCCAGUGGCCCACUGGGAGUUCAGAGUACGGGGGAAGGGAGCAAAUUAUGUGGUCUCCAAAUCAGACAAAUUCUCCACAGACAGUGUCCCUUGGCAUAAAGCUCCUGAGAAUGUCUCCUCCAGAAGGACAGUGUCGUCUGAAAGCUCCUGGGCAUUCAGGUCUCAACUUGGCAGCGGUGGCGUCUCCAAUUUGGUCCCGAAGACCCACAGGCAUUCAGAGCCCAUGACUGGUUGGUGCUUGAGUCCAAAAUGGGCAUCUCCCAAGUAGGGGGUUCUCCUUGGGGUUCACAGGCCUGGAGAUCCUAUAACCUUGUCAGUGGAGGAGGAUGAGGUGGCCAGUCCCUCACCUUGGCAGCACUGCAGGGGGCGCCCGUGCUCUCAAGUCACACUGUCUCUCCCCUGCACACGUGUGGCUCUGUGCUGGAGGACGGUGGCGCGCUGAGCUUGUCUUACACACAGAGCAUGCUUCUUUGGCUCAGCCUCACUGCCGCCACUCAGUCCUUCCUCAUCACCAAAUGCUUACCUGCAUUUUUAAGGCCGUCUCCUCCACUUGAGAGUAAGUUCCAUGAGGGCAGGGGCUUGUAAGCACAUAGUAAGCAUCUAGCAAAUAUCCAUUGAUGAAAUAAAUGAAUGACUCUAAAUCUCCCUCCACUGCUGACACUCCACUGAUAGGGGUCAGAAGUAGGGUCAGCAGUGGGGAUGGGGUCAGGGAUAUCUGUGGGGCAUAGUUUUAGGAUGAAAAUCAGUGAUUUGACAGUUUGACAUACCCACUUUUACGUGGCCAAGGAAAAAUAAUUGGGUUUUGGUGCCAGAACUCCUGUGGUCAGGAGCCACCACGCAGAGCCUAGGAGGCACUGGCGCUGAAUUGCCUCAGGAUGGCUACAGAACACAGGACCCAGGGGUGGCCACGGGCGUAGAGCAGGCCUGGCUGCUGCUGGAAGCGCCCGUAUGAGACUGUAGUUAGCACCCUACACAUCGCGGGCAGCCUGGAGCAGCCUGGCCCGGGAGGGGGAUCCGUGCCUUCCCACCUGCCUCCAUCCAGCUGAGGUGCUGCUUCCCAGGCCGCAGACAGCAGCAGGUGUUCCAGACAGUAUGGUUUUCCACAUGUGUGCCACAUUCAUCCGACCCUGGCCCAGAACCGCCCACAUGAACAGACUGUUUUUUUUUUUUUUUUUUUUUUGAGAUAGGGUCUAGCUCUGUUGUCCAGGCUGGAGCGCAGU